AUGAAUGGCUUUGAGGAAGGCCUGGAGUUCCUGCCUGUCAACAACACCAAGAAGGUUGAGAAAGGAGGCCUCAGGCCCUGGGUGGUGCUGGCGAUUGUGCUUGCCAUCUUCCUGCUGUCUCUCACGGCUGGCUUACUGGUGUGGCACUUCCAGUACCGGGACGUGAGGGUCCAGAAGGUCUUCAAUGGCUACCUGAGGAUCACAAAUGAGAACUUUCUGGAUGCUUAUGAGAACCCAAACUCCACUGAGUUUGCAGAGCUGGCCAUCAAAGUGAAGGAGGCGCUGAAGCUGCUGUACAGUGAGAUCCCUGUCUUGGGUCCCUACCACAAGGAGUCGACAGUGACUGCCUUCAGCGAAGGCAGCAUCAUCGCCUACUACUGGUCGGAGUUCAGCAUCCCCAGCCACCUGGCAGAGGAGGCCGAGCGCGCCAUGGCCAAGGAGCGCGCCAUCCGGCUGCCGCCCCGCACCCGCACCCUGCACUCCUUCGUGCUGACCUCGGUGGUGGCCUUCCCCACCGACCCCAGAACAGUACAGACCACCCAGGACAACAGAUGCAGAUUCGCCCUGCACGCCCGUUGGGGGGAGAUCACCCGCUUCAGCACACCUGGCUUUCCUGACAGCCCCUACCCAGCCUUUGCCCGCUGCCAGUGGACCCUGCGGGGGGACGCCAACUCCGUGCUGGGCCUCACCUUCCGAAGCUUUGAUGUUGCUGCCUGUGACAGCCGUGGCAAUGACCGGGUCAUUGUAUAUGACACCCUGAGCCCCGUGGAACCCCGUACUGUGGUGCAGCUGUGUGGCAGCUACCCCCCCUCCUACAACCUGACCUUCCUCUCCUCCCAGAAUGUCCUGCUCGUCACGCUGAUAACCAACACCGAGCGGCGACAUCCUGGCUUUGAGGCCUUAUUCUUCCAGUUGCCCAAGAUGAGCAGCUGUGGAGGCUACUUACGUGAAGCCCGUGGGACAUUUAACAGCCCCUACUAUCCGGGCCACUACCCUCCCAACAUCAACUGCACUUGGGACAUCGAGGUGCCCAGCAACCGAAACGUGAAGGUGUCCUUCAAAGUCUUCUACCUGUGGGAGCCCAAUCUGCCCGUGGGCAAGUGCCUCAAGGACUUUGUGGAGGUCAACGGGGAGAAGUACUGCGGAGAGAAGCCCCAGUUUGUGGUCACCAGCAAGAGCAACAGGAUCACUGUACACUUCCAUUCGGAUCAGUCCUACACUGACACGGGCUUCCUGGCCGAGUACAUGUCUUAUGACUCCAGUGACCCGUGCCCAGGGAAGUUCAUGUGUAACACGGGGCGUUGCAUUGGGAACGCGCUGCGCUGCGAUGGCUGGGCCGACUGUGCCGACUACAGCGACGAGCUCAACUGCCAAUGCAACGCCACCUACCAGUUCACGUGCAAGAACAAGUUCUGCAAACCCCUCUACUGGGUGUGUGACACUGUGAACGACUGUGGGGACAACAGCGAUGAGCUGGACUGUAGUUGUCCGGCCAAGACCUUCAGGUGUGGCAAUGGGAGGUGCAUCCCGGAGAGCCAGCGGUGCGACGGGAAGAACAACUGUGGGGACGGGUCCGAUGAGGCCACAUGCAGCAGUGUGGCUGUUGUCACCUGCACCAAACACACCUACCGCUGCCAGAACGGGCUCUGUGUGAGCAAGAGCAACCCUGAGUGUGACGGGAAGAAAGAUUGCAGCGACGGCUCAGACGAGAAGAACUGCGACUGCGGGCUGCGGGCGUUCAGCAGGCAGUCGCGGGUGGUCGGAGGCAAGGAUGCAGACGAAGGCGAGUGGCCCUGGCAGGUGAGCCUCCACGCGCUGGGCCAGGGCCACCUGUGCGGGGCUUCUCUCAUCUCUCCCAGCUGGAUGGUGUCCGCAGCUCACUGCUUCGCCGACGACCGAGGAUUCAAGUACUCUGACCACACCAUGUGGAAGGCCUUCCUGGGCCUGCACGACCAGAGCAAGCGCAGCGCCUCGGGGGUGCAGGAGCGCGGCCUGAAGCGCAUCAUCAGCCACCCUUCCUUCAAUGACUUCACCUUCGACUAUGACAUCGCGCUGCUGGAGCUGGAGCGGCCCGUCGAGUACAGUAGCACCGUGCGGCCCAUCUGCCUGCCCGACUCCUCGCACGUCUUCCCGUCGGGCAAGGCCAUCUGGGUCACCGGCUGGGGCCACACCUACGAGGGAGGCUCCGUGGUGCUGAUCCUGCAGAAGGGCGAGAUCCGUGUCAUCAACCAGACGACCUGCGAGAAGCUGAUGCCUCAGCAGAUCACCCCGCGCAUGAUGUGUGUGGGCUACCUGAGCGGGGGCGUGGAUGCCUGCCAGGGCGAUUCCGGGGGCCCCCUGUCCAGCGUGGAGGAAGAUGGGAGAAUCUUCCAGGCCGGCGUGGUGAGCUGGGGCGAAGGCUGUGCUCAGAAGGACAAGCCAGGCGUGUACACAAGGCUCCCUCUGUUUCGGGACUGGAUUAAAGAGCAGACUGGGGUUUAGAGACAGGGGCCAUCCACCGGUCACCCCAGCGUGCACCCUUGCGGACUGAACACAGGAUCGCUACCUGGACCCCUGCCUCAGGCCCCCCCAGACUGAGCCGAAUCCCCAGGACUCUGGAGAUGGGGGACUGACUGGUCUGCAGAGCCUCUCACCUCCCGCAGCCUCCAAAGCGGGGCUGGGCGUUGGGGAGGGAAGGAUGCCAGCGAUGCCCAGGGAGCAGAGGCCUGAAGACCGGAGCCUGCCACUCUAGCCUUAAGCAGCUGAGGCUCCUUGAAGAUCUACGUCCUAGGCGUCUGCUCCAAGACCAGCCACAAUGUGGCCUCUGGGACGGCACUGUGGGCUCCUGGGACACACUCUUCAGGAAACCCAGGCCAGGAGGACCCUGGAAGACAGGCCUAAGAUUUGAACUGUUUUACCAGCUGCCAGGAUGGGGUUCAGAGUGUGUAUUUGAGUAAAAUAUUUUAUUUCUUUUUAGGUA
Messenger RNA from Miniopterus natalensis, 2959 nucleotides. The record is from RefSeq and is a predicted model, not a curated record. NCBI's taxonomy places the organism in Eukaryota, Metazoa, Chordata, Mammalia, Chiroptera, Miniopteridae.